AUGGCGUUAUCGAAAGAGCUUAUAUUUGAAGAACUUUCUUUAAUUUUGAUGAAAUAUUCAUUAGGUAAACUUUCUUCAUCGAUUGAACAAAUAACUGAUGGAUGGACAAAUCUUACCUACAAAUUUCAAAUAGAAUCAAAUGGAAAAUUUUAUAUUCUUCGAAUAUAUCAUUCAGAUAGAGAAGAAAAUAUUCAAGUUGAAUUAAACUUUAUUUCCUAUCUUUAUAAUCAAAUUCAUCUACCAGUUGUCCCAAGCAUUGAUCCACCAGGAAUAUUUUUAUUAACUAAUCAAUAUUAUUGUGUUAUAUUUCCGUUUAUUGAUGGUAUUAAAUAUAUAAAUACACCACAAAAUUAUCUUCGUCAAUUAGGGCAAACAUUAGAAAUUAGUCGAUUUCUUGGUCAAUUGCAUUCUAUUAAUAAUGAAAAUACUUUGUCUAUAUGUAAUUAUCGAGUAAUUAAUAUUGUCGAUACGAAAUAUCAACUGAUUAAUUCAUGUGAUAAAUUUCAAAAAGAUUAUAAAGAUUUAUAUAAACGAAUACGUAAAAUAAUAGAUGAAUGUACAAGUAUGAUUCCGGUAAUUGAAAAUGAAUUUGAACAAAUAAUGUUUGAAAGAAAUCUUGAAAAAAAUCUUCCCAAAGAUUAUGCUAAACAAUUCCUAAUUGAAUAUCAACAUACUCGAAAAAUGUCGUUAACAAAUGAUGAAUGGAAUUUAUUAGAACUUUAUUGUUAUAUGACUAUAUUUCAUCAAAUAUUAUUUAUUAUUCACUUACAAGAUAAUGAAAAAAUAAUUAACGAAAUGAUCAAUGAAUUACUUUUACCUAGUGAAGAAAUUUCUCAAAAUAAAACAUUCUUACGAGAUCUUCGAUAA
Molecule: messenger RNA, 867 nt
Organism: Adineta steineri
Lineage: Eukaryota; Metazoa; Rotifera; Eurotatoria; Adinetida; Adinetidae
Source: the annotation of a GenBank genome assembly